UGGGAGACGUCUUGCUCGCCUAUACAAGGAGGAACAGCAGCUCAGCAGCCAUUACACUGCAAGAGCAGUUCGCUGUGAUCGUUCGAUAGUGUUAUUGGGAGAGCAGUUCCUUAUCGGAAGGCAGUCUUAUAAUACUGUCAGAAACAUGCAGAUCUUCGUUAAAACAUUGACUGGGAAGACAAUCACGUUGGAGGUUGAAGCCUCUGAUACUAUUGAAAAUGUGAAAGCCAAAAUUCAAGACAAAGAAGGGAUUCCUCCUGACCAGCAGAGACUGAUUUUCGCUGGGAAACAAUUGGAAGAUGGCAGGACAUUGUCAGACUACAACAUCCAGAAAGAGUCAACCCUGCAUCUUGUGCUGAGGUUGCGAGGAGGCAUGCAGAUCUUCGUGAAGACGCUGACUGGCAAGACUAUUACACUUGAAGUGGAGGCAUCGGACACAAUUGAGAAUGUAAAAGCCAAAAUUCAGGAUAAGGAGGGCAUUCCACCAGACCAACAGAGGCUGAUCUUUGCUGGAAAGCAGCUGGAAGAUGGCCGAACAUUGUCAGACUACAAUAUUCAAAAAGAGUCCACACUACAUCUUGUCCUUAGGCUGAGGGGUGGCAUGCAGAUUUUUGUCAAAACACUCACUGGCAAGACUAUAACAUUGGAAGUUGAAGCAUCUGAUACUAUUGAAAAUGUCAAGGCAAAAAUUCAAGAUAAGGAGGGCAUUCCACCAGACCAACAGAGGCUGAUCUUUGCUGGAAAGCAACUGGAAGAUGGUCGCACACUGUCUGAUUACAAUAUUCAGAAGGAAUCCACUCUUCACUUAGUACUAAGACUGAGGGGUGGCAUGCAGAUCUUUGUUAAAACAUUAACUGGCAAAACAAUCACAUUGGAAGUAGAGGCAUCUGAUACAAUCGAAAAUGUAAAAGCAAAAAUUCAGGAUAAAGAAGGUAUCCCACCUGAUCAGCAACGUUUGAUUUUUGCUGGAAAACAACUCGAAGAUGGGAGAACUCUUUCAGAUUACAAUAUCCAGAAAGAAUCCACAUUGCAUCUGGUACUGAGAUUGAGAGGUGGUAUGCAGAUCUUUGUGAAGACUCUCACAGGGAAGACAAUAACCUUGGAAGUUGAAGCCUCUGACACUAUUGAGAAUGUAAAGGCAAAGAUUCAAGACAAAGAAGGAAUCCCACCUGAUCAACAGAGACUGAUAUUUGCAGGAAAGCAAUUGGAGGAUGGUCGUACCUUGUCAGAUUACAACAUUCAGAAGGAAUCUACUCUGCAUUUGGUGCUUAGGUUGCGUGGUGGUAUGCAGAUUUUUGUGAAGACCCUGACUGGUAAAACAAUUACUUUGGAAGUGGAAGCAUCAGACACCAUUGAAAACGUGAAAGCAAAGAUCCAGGAUAAGGAAGGCAUUCCACCAGACCAACAGAGGUUGAUCUUCGCAGGAAAGCAGCUGGAAGAUGGUCGCACAUUGUCUGAUUACAACAUACAGAAAGAAUCCACACUGCAUCUGGUGCUAAGACUUCGUGGUGGUAUGCAAAUUUUUGUGAAGACUCUCACUGGUAAAACCAUCACACUGGAAGUAGAGGCAUCAGAUACAAUUGAAAAUGUGAAGGCAAAGAUUCAAGAUAAGGAAGGUAUUCCACCAGACCAGCAGAGACUGAUUUUUGCUGGAAAACAACUUGAAGAUGGCCGUACAUUGUCUGAUUAUAACAUCCAAAAAGAGUCUACCCUUCAUCUUGUUCUCAGGCUUAGGGGAGGAAUGCAGAUCUUUGUAAAAACACUGACAGGGAAGACAAUCACUUUGGAGGUAGAAGCUUCUGACACCAUUGAAAAUGUUAAAGCAAAGAUACAAGAUAAAGAAGGCAUCCCACCAGACCAACAGCGUUUGAUUUUUGCCGGCAAACAGCUGGAAGAUGGAAGAACAUUGUCAGACUACAAUAUCCAAAAGGAAUCUACCCUACAUCUAGUGCUGAGGCUCAGAGGAGGUAUGCAGAUCUUUGUGAAGACCUUGACAGGCAAGACUAUAACUCUGGAUGUUGAAGCUUCAGAUACAAUUGAGAAUGUUAAGGCAAAGAUUCAGGAUAAGGAAGGAAUACCACCUGACCAACAGAGGCUUAUCUUUGCUGGGAAGCAACUUGAAGAUGGUAGAACUCUUUCAGAUUACAAUAUACAGAAAGAAUCCACACUACAUCUGGUGCUGAGGCUACGAGGAGGUAUGCAAAUUUUUGUGAAGACCCUGACCGGUAAAACAAUUACGUUGGAAGUGGAGGCAUCAGACACAAUUGAAAAUGUGAAGGCAAAGAUUCAAGAUAAGGAAGGCAUCCCUCCGGACCAGCAGCGUCUGAUCUUUGCUGGUAAGCAGCUGGAAGAUGGGCGAACCCUGUCUGACUACAACAUUCAGAAGGAAUCUACUCUGCAUCUGGUGCUGAGGCUGCGUGGUGGUAUGCAAAUUUUUGUGAAGACUCUCACUGGUAAAACCAUUACACUCGAAGUAGAAGCAUCAGACACGAUUGAAAAUGUGAAAGCAAAGAUCCAGGAUAAGGAAGGCAUUCCACCAGACCAACAGAGAUUGAUCUUUGCAGGCAAACAGCUGGAAGAUGGAAGAACAUUGUCAGACUACAAUAUCCAAAAGGAAUCUACACUACAUCUAGUGCUGAGGCUUCGAGGAGGUAUGCAAAUUUUUGUGAAGACCCUGACUGGUAAAACAAUUACUUUGGAAGUGGAGGCAUCAGACACAAUUGAAAAUGUGAAGGCAAAGAUUCAAGAUAAAGAAGGCAUCCCUCCAGACCAGCAGCGUCUGAUCUUCGCUGGUAAGCAACUGGAAGAUGGGCGAACCCUGUCUGACUAUAACAUCCAGAAGGAAUCUACUCUGCAUCUUGUGUUGCGGCUGCGUGGUGGUAUGCAGAUUUUUGUGAAGACUCUUACUGGCAAGACCAUUACGUUGGAGGUGGAAGCUUCUGACACCAUAGAGAAUGUGAAAGCUAAGAUCCAAGAUAAGGAAGGCAUCCCCCCAGAUCAGCAGCGACUUAUCUUCGCAGGCAAACAAUUGGAAGAUGGACGCACACUUUCAGACUACAAUAUUCAAAAAGAAUCCACCCUUCACUUGGUACUUCGUUUGAGAGGUGGAUAUUGAUAAAUGGAAAGUGUUCUCAAAUUUAAAGUUGACUGCAAGAAAUGUUUUAUGCCAAAAGUAUUAAAUUUCAUAAAUUUUGAAUUUUUUUUACUGUAAUGGUUGCUGAACUGAAUUUCUAAUAAACCUGUAUUUAAAUUGUUUGGUA
Molecule: messenger RNA, 3260 nt
Organism: Schistocerca gregaria
Lineage: Eukaryota; Metazoa; Arthropoda; Insecta; Orthoptera; Acrididae
Product: polyubiquitin-A
Exons: 3
Coding region: 146-3115 (989 amino acids)
Biological process (GO): modification-dependent protein catabolic process; protein ubiquitination
Cellular component (GO): nucleus; cytoplasm
Molecular function (GO): protein tag activity; ubiquitin protein ligase binding
Source: RefSeq, a predicted model, not a curated record